UUUUUAAACGACACCUGUUUUGAUCCGCUCACAGAGUAAAGAUGAUCUUGUCAUAAUUAGCAAAGGGAUCUAGUUUGAUGUAGUUACAAUGAGCUAAUGCUAACUUGUCAGGUUUGUUAGCGUGGGCCAGUUUAGCUGACAUUACGUCUAAUUAUCAAAAUUGAUUGCUGUUGAACUCGUGGACAGUGUGUUUAAAUUCAGUGUUUUAUUGUUAUUGGUAAAUAAGGACGUCCAAAUUAUAUUAGCAAUAAGAUGAACAGGUUGGCUUUUUUCCCAGUCCUACUGACCGACUCAUUUUUUGGAAAGGCAACGGUAUAAAAACUUAAUCUAUUUGGCUGGCCACAAGGAAAGAUGUGGCCCCAGAGAUACUCAACAGACGAUAACAUGUUCCGCCUAAUUGAAGAGCAUUAAGUAUAAGGAUUGUUAACAGGUGUUAGGACAGCCGCAAAUUUAAGUUGCGUCUUUGUUCGCAACUGUGAAACAAGUUGCUUUCUUCCAAAUAUUAUUUUUCGUUAUUUUUGAACAUAGACAGACAUUUAAAAUGAACUGUGAAAUGUCAGUCGACGAAAUGGAUGCAGUGGACCACCAUUAUACAAACACAAAAUUCGCCGAGAAAGACCACAGAACCUUUUACGUCUCCCACAUGUCGGGAAAUUUUAAUCAAAAUCUUGGUGAUGGAGGCGGAUGGAGACAGGUGGAUGUUCACCUGACUGGAGGCGCACCUUGGGGCUUUACUCUCAAAGGAGGUCUGGAGCAUGGAGAGCCCCUCCUAAUAACGAAAGUAGAAGAGGACAGCAAAGCUUCAGCCGUGAACCUCCAAGUAGGAGACGAGCUCGUCGUCAUCAACGAAAUUCCACUCAGUGGCUACCGACAGGAGGCCAUCUGCCUCAUUAAGGGCUCUCACAAGACACUCUCACUGGGAGUGAAAAGGUCAAUGAAAAUGGUGGACAUUGUAGCACAGAAAAUGCCACCAGAGAGCGACAUACAUGUGGCCAGGAACUUUCUCACGAAGAUUUUGCGAAGUUCAAUGAGAAAGAACCGCUUCAAAGGGAGGAAUGAACCCGUGAGCAGGCCUCACUCGUGGCACUCCACCAAGUUCAACGAGAGCCAGUCAGAAGCUUCUAAAACGCAGUCCUCACCCUUGCCAGUCUGGCAAGCAAGAUAUGAUGCAAGCUCAUCUUCCACGAACGUCUCUACUGGCUGGGACCAGACAAACCUGCGUAGAGUGUCAGACCAAUUCAGUUCCCUUGGCAGUAUGGACAGCCUAGAGCAUAGCACACACCCCUGCCCACCUGGACGCCUCUCUCCAGGCAAGUCUAACAACAACAGUGUGGAGCACCUUGGGGGUAGCAAACGUGACUCUGCCUACAGUUCCUUCUCCACCAGUUCAGGUACCCCAGACUAUACACUUUCAAAGAGUAACACUGCCUCCAUGGAGAAUGUGCUUUACAAGGUCAACCAGUGGGACUCAGGAGGUAGCAGGCACAGCAAUGGCAGGCACAGCCAUAGCAUGAAUGAGGGAGGUCGACAGGACGAAAGGCCAGGGAAUGUCCAGCCUCCCACAGGGGCUGGAGGUCAUGAUAGCCCCAGGUUGGAGGAGCAGCCAGGCUCACGACAUUCCACUUCUUCAAGAGCUAGCUUUGGACCUGUGUGGCAUAUCCCAGACAAGAAAAAGACCACAACCCCAUCUCCUCCUCCCCCUCCUCCUCCUACCCGCAGUGAUAGUUUUGCUGCCACCAAGGUCCAUGAAAAGGGUAAUAUAAUUGGGUACCCUGAGAGACCAGGGGUUCAGAGCACAGGCUUUGAGAGGAUGCCAGAAGAUCCUGACAACACUCAGAGAGCUUACCAUACCAGAGAGCAAGGCCACGAGCCCCGACGCAGUGCAAUUUCUAAGAGUGAUGCUCGUAAUCCUAAUGUUUCAGCUGAUAGCUAUAAUCAACACCUGAACUCAAACAGGACAUGCUCUCUUUCUAGCACUGAUGUACGAGUAGGGCCUCCUCCUUAUGCCCUUAUGGCCAAUCAUCAGCGACAAUUCAGUGAUGAGAGCACUUUCCAAGUACAGACUAGAGGCUCAUCUGCGCCUAAAUAUCAAAACAUCAGUGGUUAUUACAGCAGCAUGCAAGAGCUGCCUACCAACAGUCUUGGCCAAUUCUACGGUCACAGUGAGGAGAGAAUGCCCACUGCAUCCUUUUCCAGCACUGCCAUUGACCAGAACCCCGACAACCGUAGUCAUAGCCGAUAUUACCCUGUUGCCCCCCGGCAGCCUGCGCAGGUGCAGUCGCAGUCACAGUCCCAGUUCUCUCUGGAGAAAGGGGAGGACUGGAGAAGUGCUGCGAUCACAGAAAUGACACAAAGUGGAGGUGACAGACAUUCUGUUAGUUCCCAAGGAUUUAAUAAAGGCAAGUAUUCCUCACCACCGGCACAACAAAAUUACCCGACGAAUAAAGACAGCAAUGGGUAUUUCAAACAAGGAGACCACCCACAUCAUGAAUAUCCAGCUUCCUUGGAGUCCUCUUCAUUGUUAUAUCGUCCACCUGCUAAAGCAGGUGAUUCAUGGGGAAGUCAGAGGGGCAGCAGUGUACCCAGUGCUGAUAUAAAUUACAAGAGUUAUCCACAGAGCAGGCAAGCAGAGGAGAGGAAAAGUCCAGGAUCUCUCCAGGCUAAAGAGCCCUCACAGGUCUCUUCUCAGUCCAGAGACGAGAUUAAAAUAUGUCCUCAGAAAACACCAAUGCUGCAUUCACUGUCCCAGGAGAGUGACUAUGGAGAUAAACAGAUAAAGAUUAGCAGUGAAAAUUCGCUCCAGGAAUCCCUUGACCCUCAGAAUGUCAAACAGGUUAGACGUAAGGACCGCUUUGCCACCACUUUACGAAAUGAGAUUCAAAUGAAAAGGGCUCAGUUACAGAAGAGCCGUAGCGCUGCAACCCUGAGCGGUUCCACUGAUAUUGAGGAAGAAACAGAUGUUUGGAAGUCUGCAGAGAACUCCACUUCUUCUUCCGAUGGUUCUUUCACCAGCACCUACAAGGACAAUCUGAAAGAGGCCCAGGCUCGGGUUCUUAAGGCAACGUCUUUUCGGAGGAGGGAUUUGGAGCCAACACAAGUCGAGCACUCCGCAACCGAGGCCGGCUUCCGUGCCUCGACCCGGAAAGACGUUGCCCCUCUGCCGAUUCUUACGGAGGUCCCACAGAGCAAACCCGUGACUGCUGGCAGUCAGGUGUCACGCAUCGGAGGACGUAAACGCUUUACUGACAAGAAGUUGCGAUCUCUCUCUGAACCAGACAAAAUAAAUGAGAUGGGGGUUGGAGAGGACCUGCAUCCUCCUGAAAAUGCUUCAUCCUCAGGGGACCACUGGAAGGUCUUUGAGGGAACGCGAAAGCCCGCUUUCCCAAAACCUAUUCCAAAGCAAAACCUUCAAAUCUCUGAGGAUCACCGGUUUGCCCGGCCAGAAGGGGUACACCAUUCUUCUACGAAUGAACAGGUUUGGAACAAGAGCAAAGGUAGAAUGACACCCACGGAGCGCAGCUCUAAAGAGGGUCUGGAGUGUGCUUUACCCACAUACAAGCAAGCCCCACAGGAGCAACAGAGACUGGGCACUUUUGCAGAGUAUGAGGCUACAUGGAACAUACAGCGGAAACCUGCCGAGACAAGGGCCUCUGGAAGAUAUCACUCAGCCGAAAACAUCCUCGAUCCAGGGAUGGAAGAUAGGAGUAAGCCUGUGUGUGUCCAUGAGAGGUCCAGAUCCUCUCCCUCUGCUGACUUCUAUGGACAGAACAUCACAGUGCAAGGAAGGAAAUCUGCUGAACACUCCCAGCCAGAGAGCAAGCUCAAUGAUCAGCAGCGGUCUAGCUCAAGGUUUUAUGACGGAGGGCAGGGAGAGAGCAGAUCAAAAGAGAAAGUAACUGAGCUUGACCAGUUCCCACCACCACCUCCUCCUUUGUUUAUUAGGGAGGAUCCUGAAAAGAAAGCUUCUGAGUCCCAACCAGUUCCUAUCAGACCCCUACUCAAAGCUGCUGACCCUCCCCCAUAUUUCCCUGAUCAUUGCCCACCCAGUGAACACCUGUCCAUUGCCAAAAACAAGACCCCAGUCACCCAGAGACCAUCACUGCCCCGUGUGAACAAGCCUGAAGCCCACGAGGUCACUCCACCCAUCAGCAGCUCCCAGGAGUCCCUGCCUAGCCCUCAGGGCAGGGCCUCGAGCUCCCACUCCCCUGGCCUUGAGUCCAACUCUGUCCCUGCUCCUGCCCCGAAGUGUCGAAAGGACGAAGAGUGGACCAAAAGGCCAAAGAGUGAGGAGGAGCACCAAUCAGAGCCUGUUGCUCCUUUGCCACCUCCUCCUCCUCCUCCUCCUCCUCCUCCUCCUCCUCCCCCCGUCCUGCCUCCCUACCAAGCUGCCGGACUGACCCAUCCCACUAUGGAGGGGCUGCGUUCACCCUCACCACAGUUUGCUCCCCAGAGAAUGACCAACAAACCUCCCGUCUUUGUAUCACAGCAGGAUGAAACCUCUGGAAGGAUGGAGAACGUGACGGAGAACAACACCACAGUGAAAAAAGUACCCAUUAAGAUAGUUCACGCCGCGAGCGGCUCGGACAGACAGUCCCGGCAGUAUCUCCACUUACAAAACGAAUCCCCCGCAGACUCUCAGGGGCCAAACGUAACUCCACUCAUCGGCCUCGGGGCCCCCGAACAGUCACACUCAUGCUUUUCUGCCUUUACGAGACAAAGGGACCCGGGACAUGAAACUAGAGACGCGACCCCGGCUCCUCAGAGGGAACCGGGGCCGGCGAGCAACACGCACGCGCAGCCCGCAGUCCCCAAACACCGGCAGGAAGACUCGUCAGCGGGCGCCCAGCAGUCGAACUGUAACGGUGUCUCGGCGGUCAGUGCCCUGUCCCAGUCGGUAGAGGAUGAAAAGAGAGAGGAGUUAGCCAGAGAUAUUAUGGACAAAGACAAGUCUCUGGUGGACAUACUGGAUCAGAGGAAGAUGAGGACAACCAUGGACCUGAUGGAGGGGAUUUUCCCCCAGGGAGAGCAGCUGUUGGAAGGGGCUCAUCAGCGCAGGAAGGCAGCACCCAAACAGACCUCUCCUCGCUGCUCUGACGAGAGGAAAGAGGAGGACAAUAUGGCGGCAGCUGCCUUGGUAACCAGUUCAACUUACUACAGCACGUCAGCACCGAAGGCUGAGCUCCUGAUUAAAAUGAAAGACAUGCAGGAGCAGAACACAGAGCACGACUCAGAGGAGGAACUAGAGGAGGACAGUGACCUGGCCAACAAAAAGCAUGAAUUGAUUGACAGCCUGAGCAAGAAGCUCCAGGUGCUGCGGGAGGCUCGGGAGAGUCUACAGGAGGACAUCCAGGACAACAAUGCCCUGGGGGACGAGGUGGAGGCUACGGUGCAGGCCGUCUGCAAACCCAACGAACUGGACAAGUUCCGCAUGUUCGUGGGCGACUUGGACAAAGUGGUGAGCCUGCUGCUGUCCCUGUCCGGCCGGCUGGCCAGAGUGGAGAACGCUCUCAACAGCUUAGAGGAGGACGCAUCACCAGAGGAGAGGCGAACUCUGACGGAAAAACGCAAGCUGCUGAUCCGACAACACGAGGACGCCAAAGAGCUGAAAGAGAACUUGGACCGUCGGGAGCGAAUCGUUUACGACAUCCUGGCCAACUACCUGCAGGAGGACAGCCUGGCCGACUACGAGCACUUUGUCAAGAUGAAGUCGGCGCUCACCAUCGAGCAGCGCAAAUUAGAGGACAAGAUCAAACUAGGGGAGGAGCAGCUUAAAUGUCUAACGGACAGUCUUCCUGUGGAUCAGAGAAUGACAGCCAUGAACUGACAGAAAUACGACCCGCUCGCUCCACGAACGAGAACCGACAUUCCUUUGUUCAGAAAUGCUCCGAACACCAUUUGACCCGUUAAUCUCCUAAUUCCGCCACAAAAAAAAAAAAGACAAUUAUGAUCAGCGACCAGUUUGUCCCCACGGCGCAAUCUGAUUGUUCUCUCUCUCUCUCUGCCCCGGGUGUCUCCUGAGGACUUUUGAGAUGACAGGCAGUGCUGCACACUUUUUAACAGCACUCUGAAAACUUUGUGUCGACGUAUGUUAAAGCUUUUGGACCACUGACCGUAUCAUAACCACUCUCUGCUCUUGAACUGUUGUAUUACACUUUUUAAAGUGCAUCGAGUGUAAAAAAAAAAAUAAUAAUAAAGCUAUUGCAGUAGAACACCAGUUUUUAAAUGGUUAAAAAAAAAAAGUACUUUCUUAAGACCUCACCAAUGUUUGUAUCCUGUGGGUUCUCUACGUAGUUAGAACUGCAGUGCUUGAGUAUUUGUUGCUACAGUUGUAACUGCAAUGUUGGACUGUGAUCUGAAGUGAUUUGCAGUUUUGACAAGACACUCUGAAAUCCCAACACUGUAUGUUUGUUCUGUAACCACUAGGGGGCCAUGUGAGACAAUCUGACAAAUAGCUACCCGAGGCAAUGAGCCACUUGUUACACUGUUUCACAUACACAGUCUGUUGUAAUGAUUUUUAAACCCGUCAAAUUUAAAGAUUCCACCUAUGUAUGUUCGUACCUGUAUCUCACGCGGUGACAAGAGAAUACCACUGAAAUAUUUUUCUGGGAGGAUAAAAUGUCCAUAAAUGACUUUUCAGAUGGUGCAUUAUUUUCUGUGGCGUCGCUCACUGUCCUUGUAUUAUUGAAGAUAAUUUUUUUUUUUUUUUAGUAAUUUAUUGUAGCCUUUUGAAACUGUACAGUACCUAUAAUUAGAAUAGGCUAGUCUUUUACCCUUGCACCUGAUUUAGCAAAGCAAAUGAUCUCUAGCCUUAAUGCUUUUAUAGAUGCUUAUGACUGCUCUGUCAGCUAUAAUAAGGAGUUAACAUUGAUAUUGUAUGCUUUUAUUGUUGAGUCAGAGUGACCUGCCGAAACCCAUUAGCCUGUUAAUUCACUGAGAAAUGAAUGCUUGUCUAUAAAAAUGCUGUUGCCUUUCACCCGGA
Molecule: messenger RNA, 6979 nt
Organism: Chanos chanos (milkfish)
Lineage: Eukaryota; Metazoa; Chordata; Actinopteri; Gonorynchiformes; Chanidae
Gene: shroom2a
Product: shroom family member 2a
Exons: 13
Coding region: 542-5824 (1760 amino acids)
Biological process (GO): actin filament organization
Cellular component (GO): adherens junction; apical junction complex; cortical actin cytoskeleton
Molecular function (GO): actin filament binding
Source: RefSeq, a predicted model, not a curated record